Molecule: messenger RNA, 1353 nt
Organism: Penicillium maclennaniae
Lineage: Eukaryota; Fungi; Ascomycota; Eurotiomycetes; Eurotiales; Aspergillaceae
Gene: dbp3
Product: RNA-dependent ATPase DBP3
Exons: 3
Coding region: 1-1353 (450 amino acids)
Biological process (GO): rRNA processing
Cellular component (GO): nucleolus
Molecular function (GO): RNA binding; RNA helicase activity; ATP binding
Source: RefSeq, a predicted model, not a curated record
AUGGGUAAAAGAAGCCACAACGCCGAGCCAACUGAGCUGCGGGCAAAGAAAAAGUCGAAAUCCGACAAACACUCAGGAUCCGCCAAAGAGAAGACCUCAGACAAGGAGAUUAGCACCUCGGAGGAUCAGGCACCUUACUCCCAGAGUAGUGCCCUGAGUGCCCUCCUUCAAUCCCAGAUUGAUCAGUUUCUGGACGAGAAAGUCAUCAAGGUCACCGAUCCUUCGCCCGAGGAGACCGGAAGCGGCAAAACUUUGGCCUUCGGUUUACCGUGCCUCAAGAAGCUGAUGGUCUCCAAGCGGAACAAGAAAUCUUCCCACCCGGCUACCGUCAUCAUUUCACCCACCCGUGAACUCGCUAUGCAAAUUUAUGACCAGCUCGUCAAGUUUGCGGACGUGGUGAAAGCCGGCGUGACUUGUGUCUAUGGUGGUGUGAGGAAGGACGAACAGCGUGAAGCGCUCAAAAAAGCCGUCAUCGUGGUCGCCACUCCUGGUCGCCUCAAGGAUCUCAUGAACGACGAGUCCGUCAACCUCUCGAAAGUGAAGUACCUCGUUCUUGAUGAGGCUGAUCGUAUGUUGGAUAAAGGAUUCGAGCAAGAUAUCAAAGAAAUCAUCCGACCUAUGCCAGUCUCCAAGAGACAGACUGUCAUGUUCACGGCCACUUGGCCUCGCUCUGUCCGGGACCUGGCUGCGGGUUUCAUGAAUUAUCCAGUGACUGUCACCAUUGGCGGGGACCCGUCUGCAGACCCUCGUGCGAAUACGAGAAUUAAGCAAGAGGUUGAAGUCAUGGACGGGCGGGAAAAGGAGGGAAGACUCAUCCAACUGCUGAAUCGGUCUCAGAGAGGUACCAACAAUCCCGAGAAGGUUUUGGUAUUCUGCCUAUACAAAAAAGAGGCGAUCCGUGUGGAAAGGCUCAUCAAGAUGAAGGGGUUCAAGGUUGCUGGCAUUCACGGUGACCUGAACCAAACUGAUCGAUUCCGCAACCUUGAAGCUUUCAAAAGCGGCGCGGCAACCAUUCUGGUUGCUACCGAUGUAGCAGCCCGUGGUCUGGACAUCCCAGCUGUGAUGUUGGUGAUCAAUGUCACCUUCCCCCUUACUGUGGAGGACUACGUGCACCGCAUUGGGAGAACUGGCCGAGCUGGGGCUACGGGCCAUGCCAUCACCUUUUUCACGGAACAAGAUAAGGCAUUGUCCGGCGGAUUGAUUAAUGUCCUCAAGGCUGCUAAGCAGAAUGUGCCAGAAGAUUUGUUGAAAUUUGGCACUACCGUUAAGAAGAAGCAGCACGACGCCUAUGGCGCGUUCUUCAAGGACGUCGACACGGACAAAAAGGCCACAAAGAUUACAUUCGAUGAUUGA